UGUCGUUGACUAAAAAUUAUUUGGUAGUUGAUAUGGCGGAGGGCGACUUGAAUGUGGACAGCAUAAUAUCCCGCUUGUUAGAAGCUCGCGGAAGACCAGGAAAGAGUGUUCAACUAGCAGAAUCGGAAGUCCGUGGACUGUGUCUUAGAUCCAGGGAAAUCUUUUUGAACCAACCCAUUUUGCUGGAGUUGGAAGCUCCUCUCAAAAUAUGCGGUGACAUUCAUGGACAAUACACAGAUCUUUUAAGAUUAUUUGAAUAUGGAGGCUUUCCUCCUGAGGCAAACUACCUGUUUUUGGGUGAUUAUGUGGACAGAGGAAAACAGUCUUUGGAAACCAUCUGUCUGUUGUUAGCCUAUAAGAUCAAAUAUCCAGAAAACUUCUUUCUGUUGCGAGGAAACCAUGAAUGUGCUAGCAUUAACAGAAUAUACGGCUUCUAUGAUGAAUGCAAAAGGCGGUAUAACAUCAAGCUGUGGAAAACCUUCACCGACUGUUUUAACUGUUUACCAAUCGCUGCUAUAGUGGAUGAAAAGAUCUUUUGCUGCCAUGGGGGUCUCUCACCAGAUUUACAGUCUAUGGAACAGAUUAGAAGAAUCAUGAGGCCCACAGAUGUUCCAGACACUGGUCUUCUUUGUGACUUACUUUGGUCAGACCCAGACAAAGACACAAAUGGCUGGGGUGAAAAUGAUAGAGGAGUUUCCUUUACAUUUGGAGCUGAUGUAGUGAGCAAAUUCUUAAACCGUCAUGACUUAGAUCUCAUAUGCAGAGCUCAUCAGGUUGUGGAAGAUGGCUAUGAAUUUUUUGCCAAAAGACAGCUAGUUACGUUGUUCUCAGCACCCAAUUACUGUGGAGAAUUUGAUAAUGCAGGUGGAAUGAUGAGUGUGGAUGAAACCCUGAUGUGUUCUUUCCAGAUUUUGAAGCCAUCAGAAAAGAAAGCCAAGUACCAGUAUGGUGGAUUAAACUCUGGCCGACCUGUCACACCUCCAAGAGGUCCACCAAAAACAAAAGGAAAGAAAUAGGCUUGAGAUUUAGUUGGCAAGCCUUGCUUCUUCUACUGAAAGGACUCUAAACUUGUUGUUUGUGAUACAAGUUAUCAAAUCCUCCUCAAUACUGAGAUAGUUUUGUUUAUUUUUGGCAAAAAGUCAACUCCUCCUAUUGGUGUCGUAGAUACCAUGUUUACUGCAGUUUCUCAGAAUGGAAUGGUCUGUAGAUCAUUCACAAGUUAUUUGUGAUAAAAUUAUUUUAGCUUACCUUAAACAGAGUACAUUUGCCAGACAAUUGGUUUAUCCUUUUACUUAUUUAUCUGAAGUUCAGUUUGUCGUGUGUUUGUGUGUUUUGUCUGGCAUUAAAAUGUUUUAUAAUUGAUUGAGAAAAGUGAAGCUUCUUGGCCAAGGUUCAGGAAUUUUUAAAGUUAAACAGUGCACUUAGCACACUUAGCAGUUUCUUCACAAAGUCAGUGGUAGAUGAAAUUGAGUUAAAACUGAAAGAUAGCUUUGAGUGUGAUGUUCAUGAUAAUGAUGUGGAAAGAUAACCAGCCAUUUCUAAGCCCUCUGCCUUAAAUUUAUUGGCUGCUUAUCUAUUCACUUUUAGUCAGAGUUCUGGAAGGUUUUUUCUUUCCUAGAAGUUACAAUUUCAGUUUGUAGUUAUUUUUGAUCACAGUACAAAUUAGAUGUUGCAGUUUUAUUCCUCUGUAAACCUACAACUGAAUUUCAAGGUGCAAAAAAUAGAUAAUUUAAUUAAAAUUUUGUUGCCAUCAAACAGGACUAUACUGAGUUUACUUGGUAUAUAUUUCUGUUGUAAUUCUAUUCAUAUAAUGGGCAAAUGAGGCACAUAAAUCUGUAACUUAAGUUGUGAAAAAAUGAAGUAGCAGUAGCAGUUACUGGUACAGAUCAUGAUUGAUUCUGAAAGUCUGUGUGUUUUCCAAAGAGGAUAGUCCUGAUGCACCUGAAAUAUUGGAUGCUACAUGUAUUUCCACCUCAUUAGCAGAAAAGGAAUUUGCACAGUUGAUAAAUAGUUUAACAAAGGAUAAAGGAUGUGGUCAUGAGCCAUCUUAAGGUUUCAACUACAGUCUGAGUACUUCAACAGACGUUAUUGGUUCAAUGUUGCAAUCAUUAUUUUUUUCAUGAAAACAGUAAUAGAUUGUGGUUGAUCUGCCUGUCUGUGUUAAAUUUAGUUUCACAGUUAUGUUCAUAAAGUAGAUGAAGUUACAUGUACUGAAAUUUUUAUUUCAACCACAGAAUGUAACUUUUGUAGAUUGUAAAUCCAAGAGCAACUCCAUGUUAGAAUCUACUUUUCAAAGUUUUGAAUGCUAAAACUUGUAACAAUAUAACUUGAGCUCCUUGUAGGUGAGCCUUGUACUAAAUUGCAUAAGGCAAGAUAGCCUGUAUUGCAGGCAGAGUUGAUUGCCAGAGAAGUAAAUUUUGACUUUGUCUUCAAUACAGACUGAAGAUGGUGUGCUUUUUUGCUACUGUCAGUGUUUCCGAGGUAAAGCCCUUAAUGCCCAAGAUCUGUUUGUUAAUUCUCCCCUGUAACUGUAGUACAUUUCCUAAAUUAGUAAUGAGAAUUUGGUGUUUGAUAAAGAGAACAGCUUCUGCUUUAUAAGCAUUCUCAUUACCUGUGUGCUGGACAGUGUUGGAUGUUAAGUUUCAUGUUGAUUGCCACUGGAAGUUAGAGAGUUAAGAGAAAAGAGAGAUAUUGAUAGCUUUAACCCUUUCACUCCCACAAGUGACCAAGACAGAAUUUCUCCUUACAAUAUCAAUACAAUAUCAUGCAGGUAGGUGAUGAGAAUAGAGAAGAAUAUCAAUCAUGGGAUCAUUAGCUGAUCCAAUACCAAAUUCUCUAAACUAACAUCAUAAGAAUUGUAUGGUAGAUAGUAAGGAGAAUCACUAAUCAGAUCUUGGGAGUGAAAGGGUUAAAAGGAUGAUUUUCUUCUUUCCCAGUUGAAUGUCUAAAAUACAUUGUUAAAGAUUUGUAAAUUGCAUACUUAAAGCUUCCUUGUAAACAACUCUGUGACUUCUCUCAAUCUCUGAAACUCCUUGCUCAAAGAUGUGGACAAAGAGAUUGUGUGACUUUGUAGGAGCAUACUCAAGCUCAAGUUGUACUCUAAGUAUUUCAUGUGAACCAGUACAAAGGACUGUUUUGUAGAUGCAAACACUAGAGAGAACUAGUAACAAUAAAAACACUUCUAACUUGGCAA
This is a messenger RNA of Pocillopora verrucosa, 3193 nucleotides long. RefSeq names its product serine/threonine-protein phosphatase PP1-beta catalytic subunit. Gene Ontology annotation, molecular function: protein serine/threonine phosphatase activity. NCBI's taxonomy places the organism in Eukaryota, Metazoa, Cnidaria, Anthozoa, Scleractinia, Pocilloporidae. Gene Ontology annotation, cellular component: cytoplasm; nucleus. The record is from RefSeq and is a predicted model, not a curated record.